Messenger RNA from Meriones unguiculatus (Mongolian gerbil), 8257 nucleotides. RefSeq names its product potassium voltage-gated channel subfamily Q member 2 (gene Kcnq2). Gene Ontology annotation, molecular function: voltage-gated potassium channel activity. Lineage: Eukaryota; Metazoa; Chordata; Mammalia; Rodentia; Muridae. The record is from RefSeq and is a predicted model, not a curated record. Gene Ontology annotation, biological process: transmembrane transport; potassium ion transport. Gene Ontology annotation, cellular component: membrane. Bases 200 to 2920 code for a protein of 906 amino acids. The transcript is spliced from 18 exons.
CCGUAGCGGGCCAGGCACCGAGGCGCGCGCGGAGCCGGGUGGCCGCAGCGUCCCCGCGCGCGGCCGGGCCAGGUAGGAACGCGUCGCCGCAGCCGCCCUGGCCAUGCGGCUGCCGGACCGGAGGCCUGGGCUGGGGCCCGCGCCACCCCCCGCGCGCCGCCCCCGCUGAGCCCGCGCCCGCCCGGGCGCCGCAGGCACCAUGGUGCAGAAGUCGCGCAACGGUGGCGUGUACCCCGGCACCAGCGGGGAGAAGAAGCUCAAGGUGGGCUUCGUGGGGCUGGACCCCGGCGCGCCCGACUCCACGCGCGACGGCGCGCUGCUCAUCGCGGGCUCCGAGGCCCCCAAGCGCGGAAGCGUCUUGAGCAAACCGCGGGCGGGCGGCGCGGGAGCCGGGAAGCCCCCGAAGCGAAACGCCUUCUACCGCAAGCUGCAGAAUUUCCUCUACAACGUGCUGGAGCGGCCCCGCGGCUGGGCGUUCAUCUACCACGCCUACGUGUUCCUCUUAGUCUUCUCCUGCCUUGUGCUUUCUGUGUUUUCCACCAUCAAGGAGUACGAGAAGAGCUCCGAGGGGGCCCUCUACAUCUUGGAAAUCGUGACCAUUGUGGUGUUCGGUGUCGAGUACUUUGUGAGGAUCUGGGCUGCGGGCUGCUGCUGCCGGUAUCGAGGCUGGAGGGGCAGGCUCAAGUUUGCCAGGAAGCCAUUCUGUGUGAUUGAUAUCAUGGUGCUGAUAGCCUCCAUUGCUGUGCUGGCUGCUGGCUCCCAGGGCAAUGUCUUCGCCACGUCUGCGCUUCGGAGCUUGCGGUUUCUGCAAAUCUUACGUAUGAUCCGUAUGGACCGGAGGGGUGGCACCUGGAAGCUGCUGGGAUCAGUGGUCUACGCUCACAGCAAGGAGCUGGUGACUGCCUGGUACAUUGGCUUCCUCUGCCUCAUCCUGGCCUCAUUUCUGGUGUACUUGGCAGAGAAGGGUGAGAAUGACCACUUUGACACCUAUGCAGAUGCACUCUGGUGGGGCCUGAUCACCCUGACGACCAUUGGCUACGGGGACAAGUACCCUCAGACCUGGAAUGGGAGGCUGUUGGCAGCGACGUUUACCCUCAUUGGUGUCUCAUUCUUCGCUCUUCCCGCAGGCAUUUUGGGAUCCGGCUUUGCCCUGAAAGUCCAAGAGCAGCAUCGGCAAAAACACUUUGAGAAGCGGCGGAACCCUGCAGCAGGUCUGAUCCAGUCUGCCUGGAGAUUCUACGCUACCAACCUCUCACGCACCGACCUGCACUCCACGUGGCAGUACUACGAACGCACGGUCACUGUGCCCAUGUACAGCUCACAAACUCAAACUUAUGGGGCCUCCAGACUCAUCCCACCUCUGAACCAGCUAGAGCUGCUGAGGAAUCUCAAGAGCAAAUCUGGACUCACCUUCAGGAAGGAGCCACAACCGGAGCCAUCACCAAGUAAAGGCAGACCGUGCCGAGGGUGCCUGUGUGGAUGCUGCCCCGGACACUCUAGUCAGAAGGUCAGUUUGAAAGAUCGUGUCUUCUCCAGCCCCCGAGGCGUAGCUGCCAAGGGGAAGGGGUCUCCCCAGGCCCAGACGGUCCGGAGGUCCCCCAGUGCUGAUCAGAGCCUGGACGACAGCCCAAGCAAGGUGCCCAAGAGCUGGAGCUUUGGUGACCGCAGCCGUGCCCGCCAGGCCUUCCGCAUCAAGGGUGCUGCUUCCCGGCAGAACUCAGAAGAAGCAAGCCUCCCUGGGGAGGAUAUCGUGGAGGACAACAAGAGCUGUAACUGCGAGUUUGUGACCGAGGAUCUUACCCCUGGCCUCAAAGUCAGCAUCAGAGCUGUGUGCGUUAUGCGGUUCUUGGUAUCUAAGCGGAAGUUCAAAGAGAGCCUGCGCCCGUAUGACGUGAUGGAUGUCAUUGAGCAGUACUCCGCUGGACACCUGGACAUGUUGUCCCGCAUCAAGAGCCUGCAGUCCAGGAUAGAUAUGAUUGUGGGCCCCCCACCCCCUUCAACUCCCCGGCACAAGAAGUACCCUACCAAAGGACCCACGGCCCCUUCGAGAGAGUCACCCCAGUACUCACCUAGAGUGGACCAGAUUGUGGGGCGGGGCCCGACAAUAACGGACAAGGACCGCACCAAAGGACCGGCAGAGACAGAGCUGCCCGAAGACCCCAGCAUGAUGGGACGGCUCGGGAAGGUGGAGAAACAGGUCUUGUCCAUGGAAAAGAAGCUAGACUUUCUGGUGAGCAUCUACACACAGAGAAUGGGCAUCCCGCCAGCAGAGACAGAGGCCUAUUUUGGGGCCAAAGAGCCUGAGCCGGCACCACCCUACCACAGCCCAGAGGACAGCCGUGAACAUGCAGACAAGCACGGCUGUAUCAUUAAGAUUGUCCGCUCCACCAGCUCCACGGGCCAGAGGAACUACGCGGCACCCCCAGCCAUGCCCCCUGCCCAGUGUCCUCCAUCCACCUCAUGGCAGCAGAGCCACCAGCGCCACGGCACCUCCCCUGUGGGAGACCAUGGCUCACUGGUACGCAUCCCGCCACCCCCGGUACAUGAGCGGUCUCUGUCUGCCUAUAGUGGGGGCAACAGGGCCAGUACCGAGUUCCUGAGGCUGGAGGGCGCCCCGGCCUGCAGGCCCUCUGAGGCUGCCCUGCGGGAUAGCGACACGUCCAUCUCAAUCCCAUCAGUGGACCAUGAGGAGCUGGAGCGCUCCUUCAGUGGCUUCAGUAUCUCCCAGUCCAAGGAGAACCUGGAUGCCCUGGGCAGCUGUUAUGCGGCUGUGGCGCCGUGCGCCAAGGUCAGGCCCUACAUCGCAGAGGGGGAGUCUGACACAGACUCAGACCUCUGCACACCAUGCGGGCCCCCUCCACGCUCUGCCACUGGUGAGGGCCCCUUUGGAGAUGUGGGUUGGGCAGGGCCCAGGAAGUGAGACUGGGCUCCUGGGCCCCAUGCCACACCCACUCUGGUUCCUGGUUUGGAGCUGGCGUUCCAUUCCAGGGCCUUUCCUAAAGCGACAGAAUGACAUAGAGAUGUGUGGUUUGUGAGGAUGCUCGUGGUUCUGGCGCUCAGGGUUGAUGUGGAGUGGAGAUGAGGCAGGACUCCUUGGCACAUAUGGUAACACUUUACAGAAGUUCUUUUCCAACCAGGAGGGGGAUGUUGAGGCCGGGCCCUGGAGGCCCCAGGAGCCACCUAUGACAGCAAAGCUAGCCCUGCCUAGUCUUCUUGGGGGAACAGCUAUUGCCCUGUGAAUGAGGAGGGACAGAGUGAUGUUGGCACCUGUGAGUCGGGGUGUGGCUGGGAGCAAGGACAUGGGAGGUAAUGGUGAAGCAGACCUGUCUACUUCUGAUGGCCAGUCCUAAGGCCCAUGGGUCUCUCAGUUUAGGCUGUAAGCACAGGAGAUGUAGUAGGUCGCUGGAAAUGGCCCACUCUCACACCUGACUACUUAUCCCUCGGGUCCCGACUGUCCCAGUAAAGCAUUACCAGACCCCCUGUUUGUGUGUGGCUGGGUAAUGCCUCUCAUCCCUGGGGCACCUAGCUGCAGAGCUGCCGGCCAGCAUCUUCCUCCCUCUCCUAGGUUAUGUGGCUCUUUCCGUGGAAGCCACCCUUCGAUCAGGAUUCUUUUCCUGUAGCUGAGGAAGGAGUGAGGCCUUAGAGACCAACCUGGAGCUUAGAAUUGAUCUGUGGAUUCUCCUGGCUUCCACCUCUUGGGGGAGGACCCAACUCACAGUGUUUUCUGAAAGGGUUGCAUUGGCAGGUUCUGGCUGCCUCAUCCCUGGCACUGUAGCCCAGGAGGUAUGAGUGGGCACUUCAUGGCCUCUGCUCUUUCCUGGUGUGGCCAGCACUUCAAGAGAACCACCUGGUAAAUAGACCAGCACUGCCCUUAGCCAGGGCACCCCCUUACCUUCUGUUGCCUACUUGGCUCUACAGAUUCAGGCAGGGCUGAACGACACGGCAUCUUCAAACUGCCAGCUCUUUCUACAUGAGAGCAUGGCCUCUGAGCCUGGUCAAGGAUCCUUCCCACAGGAGCUGGCCACCCACAGUCCCUUACCCACUGAUAGGUCCCUUGGCUGUGGCCUCUUGGUGUUUGGGGAAUUGGGAACACCUUGUCUCCUACUCUGGUGAGGAAUAAUCUCUGUCCUCUGGUAUGAGUGGGCAUCUUGGAUCACCCGGUAGCCAGCUUUAGAGGGAGACAAGGUAGAUGUUGUGGUCUCACAACAUCUGGUCCAGAGGUGCCUGGCAUUGAGUGAUAGCAUUUUGGGGUGGGGUUCUCAGACCCUCUGAAACAUCAGCUUUCCUGAUCACUGAGGACAAGUACUGUAGAGCUUGAGCCUGGGCAGAACUCUAUGUACUUCUCCCACCUCUUAAAAAGUGUGUUCUGGCAGGGGCAGAGGUAGCUUGAGCGGGGGUUCUACACUCAGCAGAAGGCCCUCAAUCUCUGAGGAGAGCUUGAGGUCAUGUGUUUGUCAGUGACCUGGGCAUUAGGGAGCCAUGUCUGCUGUCUGUUGUGGCUACAUGUCCUCCAAGUCAGGGCCACUAGGAUCUCACUUCAGGGUGCCUUUGCUAGGCUCCUAGCUGGGCAUGGCAGAGGAUGUAGACAGGAAGAAUAGCUAUACCUUCACUAGCUCUUCUCUUGGAGAGAUGAGCCUGAGUCUGAGCUCCUCCCCCUCUGUGUCAGGACAGGAAGACUCUAGAGCAGUGGGACAAGACCAUCUAACCCCGAACAAACCAGCAGCCAGAGUUCUCCCUCCCUAGACCUGGGCAGGCCAUAACUGUCUCAGCUCCGGGAGAUGUGGGAGAGCGGUUUGCAUCUGUCCUACAUGCUCCAGACAGUGUGCCCUGUUUCCUGAGUGGCCCCACAUCCUGUCCCCAGAGCUGCCAUCCAUACAAGAACCUGGGGUACCCUGAACUAGGGUUUUGUGGAAUGACGAAGGUGGACAGACACCCCAUUCCCAGAAACCGUGGCCACAAAGAGUUUAUCAGAAGUCCUUUUUCAGGUUACAGCAAGAGGGAGACGGGAAGGCCAUGGCCUGCUCUGCCAGUGAGCACUGGUCAAGACUGCAGUUUUGGCUGCUCAGAGGAAGGAAGUGUAUCUUAAGGGGUGACAUGGAAGCCCUGAUGUGAGAGGUGACUGAGUCCCUUCUUGGGGGACCUAGCUCCAGCAACAAAUGUCUACUGCCUUGGCAUCCCCACUCUCAGGGAAGCAGGACAGGGUGGAGGCUGAAGGCUCUAUUCACAUGUGACCAAGUGUGGCUGAAAUGGCUGAAGGCCAGCAGCUGCCCCAUGGCAAAAUUUCCCUCAGAAAACAUUUGUGGUCCCAACACACUCCCUCACAUGCCCACCAGCAACAUGCCCAUACACUGGGCACAUGUGUACAUUCACAUAUGCACACACAAAAGCUUACAGACCAUGCUUUCAGUGAACACACAAGUAUACACACACAGACACAAGUGUACAUACAACAGGUGUACUUUCAAACAUGUAUUUCUUGUUAUACACGUGCACACAAAAGCUCACACAUAGUUUUCCAGACCACACGUAAUAGGUGUAUUUACCUAUGCACACGAACACACAUAGGAACUAAGAGGCUCCAUCAUAUUAAUUCUGUAUAUACAUAUACAGCAGGUAUCCACUUUUAUACCUGAAUAUUCACAUAGAUGCGCACACACACACACACACACGUACGAGUAACCUGUAUGUAUAAUGUAUGCACAUACAUAGGCUUUCCUCUCUCUACACACACACACACACACACACACACACACACACACACACACACACCUUUUUCUUUUUGGCUCUUCCUGAUGGAAACUGCCUGGGGACAGAGUCACAAGAAUUAAUGACAAAUGUUCUAAAAUGUUGAGCCUGACUGCGGUGGGAGUUCUGGAUAUUUAGGUUUUCUGGGCAUCAAUGGUAGAGAGUCCACCUGAAGCCCAUUGAAUUCCCACACUGCCCUCUCCCUGGACUAAAUGGUGGCUGUCUGCAGGUAGCAAGAGAGGCUGUGGCUAGGUCAGAGCAAGGGCAGCCCUAGUGCCUACUGAGGUCCAGAUCAGUCUUGCUAUUGGCCAUUCCACAGUCCUCUCUUGUACACAUGCCUGCUUCAUCAUGCCAGGCUGCGAUUGGUGUUUUUUGGCAUCUCCCUUUCUUGUCCCUUUCAAUUGUGGCCUCCAGAUAGUGCACUCUUGUCUACCAGGGCCAGGACACCUGGGGUGAGGUCCCAUCUGCUGUCUUCCCUGUGGUCUGGGCAGACCAAGUGUCCAUUUGAGGCUAUAAGCUAGCUCUUAGUUAUGCUUUCACUUUUAGGGGGCCUCACUUGAAAUCCCCAUUGAGAAGCUGAGGGGUCACUGAACACUGCAUGAACCUCCUUGGAGGAGGCUUUCUAAGCUGUAGUUUCCUCAGUAACUAGAUAUAGGGGAUAUAGAUCCAGGGCCAUCUUCCAUGUUUAAUGCACUGGUUUAAGGUUCUUUCUCCCUUUGAGUUGAUGGCUCCAGUUCAGAAUGUGAAAAGGGGGGCCACCAUGCCUUCUGCCACCCUCUUGGGUUAUCCUGUAUCAGGGGCAUUGUGAAGAACACCCUUGCUUUUUAUGGAAUGAGCUGGGCCCAGAGAUGUCUUCAGACCUUCCCCAGACAUGGGACAGGAAUGCCUUUCUGAAACACUGGAGUGUGGGUCUUUCAGCCCUCUGGCUGUAAGCAGUGUAGAGAAGAGGCUAAGACACCAUGACUCACACCCUGAUAUCAGCAGGUAACACUUAAGUCUUUCUCUUUGAAAUAAACACGGAAAACAUGGUUUGAACAGUGGGACCCACUGGGCAGGGACUCAGAGGUGUCUGGUGCGCGUUGUAUCCCAGCAGGGUAGGCUGGGGUUAGAGUGGAGAGUCUGUACAGGGUACCCUUGAAGCCCAGACUCAGAUAGCUGGCCUCAAACCCUGCUGCCCUGGUACAGAGAGACCAGCCUUCUGUUCCCUGACACCUCCCAGGGCAUAGGAUAUAGGGUGUGGGGAAAGAGGAAGCCUAUCUGGCUGUCCUAGGCUCCUACUGUGCCCCAGCUGAGCUAAGGAGGCAAGAGCUUCUCAGAGGAGGUAUUAUGAUGGAAAUGAAGAUUUCUAGUAGAGAUCCAGGUGCCUCUUCCUUCUGAGGAGUCCUAAACACGUGCCCAACACAUGCCUGAGGGCCUAGGAGGCCCAGCAUCUCUGAAAGUCAGUGAAUUGGGGCCACCAUUUUCUGAAUUUUGCUUCUCUAUGAUGUGGUUCUGGCAGCAGUCCUUGAGGAGAACCAGGAAAGGGGGUGGAGAGUAAGGGUUACACUCUAGGAAGGAGACCCAUCAAAUAUCUGGAGGUGCCAGGUUUUAAGUUUGUUCAGAGCUGUCUUUGAUGCUCCGCUUUGUGCCCUGGCUGACAGAGGAUGCUGGGUCUGGCCCAUGACCCACCCUGAUGUUCCCCUGGUGUCUAAGCCUCUGUCAGAGAAGGGAUAGUUCCCAGGCUGUUUUUUUUUUUUCUGGGACUCUCGGGCAGGCGUGCACAUCGCUAACACCGCACAUCCAACCGGGACUGGCUUUUACAAAGUUGUUGCCUUAAAGUAUGUUGAGGGAAAUCCACCAAGGUCACCCCUGCCUCUGCCUGAUACACACACACACUGGACUCUGUCUCCAGGUCCUGCUACUGGAGAGGAGUGCUGGCAUGAUGGGCUGCCACUAGUAGUCCCACAUGGAGGGGCUCAAAGCUGUGAUCCCCUUGACAUCAUCCAUCUGCCUGGGAUGGCUCCAUACAUAGUGCAGCGCACCGUGCGAUUCCAGUCCACACCUGCCCAUUGCAGUCUUGUCCCCCGGCCGCAGCUGCGGCUGCAGCUUUCCCCAUCUGCGCUGUUGCCUUUGGCUGUCUUUGCACUUUUGUUCAUGCUCCAAAGAAUAUUUCAUAAUGCCUUCAUACUGACAUGCACCCUAACCAUUUUGUACAUGCCCUUGGGCCACAGCUACUGGCCUUCUCCUUUCGGCCAGCGGGCUGCCACCCGCGCACAACGCUGUCUUCUAGGGACAGAUGCCCAGGGAAUGAACUCUAGUUUUCUAACGGACUAGCUGAAAUGCUAACUUACUCAACAUGAACAGGAUAUCUGUGCUGUGUGGGCGGGCCAACGUGAGCUCGCAGGGAACUUCGGGGCAGAAUGCUGCAGCAGGGAUGCAUGUGGAUGGUUCUGGAAAGUUUUGCUGCCACAGGGCUGAGUUCAGAUGCCCAGUGGACCUGUGCACUUAGUAAAACACAGUGAUUCAACCUGGA